CUCUUAUACAUACUCUUGUCUCAGACCUCAAAUAAAGAAUAAACACAUAACACAAAUCUAAUCUCAUACUCCAUCUUCUUUUCUGUCUUAUGUCUUCAAAGAUUGGUAUGUCUCAAGUUAGAGAUACUCCGGUUAAAUUGUUUGGCUGGACAAUUACACCGGUUUCUCAUGAUCCAUACUCUUCUUCGUCCCAUGUUCUUCCUGAUUCUUCCUCGUCUUCCUCGUCUUCUUCUCUAUCACUUCGACCACACAUGAUGAAUAACCAAUCUGUUACUGACAAUACAAGUCUUAAGCUGUCAUCUAAUCUUAACAACGAGUCAAAAGAAACAUCUGAGAACAGUGAUGACCAACACAGCGAGAUCACAACAAUUACAUCGGAAGAAGAGAAAACAACUGAACUGAAGAAACCAGACAAGAUUCUUCCAUGUCCGAGAUGCAACAGCGCAGACACCAAAUUCUGUUACUACAACAACUACAACGUUAACCAGCCACGUCACUUCUGUAGAAAAUGCCAGAGGUAUUGGACCGCUGGUGGAUCCAUGAGGAUCGUCCCGGUUGGCUCAGGCCGUCGCAAGAACAAGGGAUGGGUUUCUUCAGACCAGUACCUGCACAUCACUUCCGAGGAUACUGACAAUUACAAUAGCUCCUCAACAAAGAUUCUAAGCUUCGAGUCUUCGGACUCUUUGGUAACUGAGAGGCCUAAGCAUCAAUCAAACGAAGUGAAGAUAAACGCUGAACCUGUUUCACAAGAACCCAACAACUUCCAAGGGUUACUUCCUCCCCAAGCAUCCCCUGUUUCGCCUCCUUGGCCUUACCAAUACCCUCCAAACCCUAGUUUCUACCACAUGCCCGUCUACUGGGGCUGCGCGAUACCGGUUUGGUCUACCCUCGACACUUCUACAUGUCUUGGGAAAAGGACAAGAGACGAAACUUCUCAUGAAACUGUUAAAGAGAGUAAAAAUGCUUUUGAGAGAACAAGCUUGCUUUUGGAAUCUCAGAGCAUCAAAAAUGAAACAAGUAUGGCUACAAAUAACCAUGUGUGGUAUCCAGUACCGAUGACCCGCGAGAAGACACAAGAAUUCAGCUUUUUCAGUAAUGGAGCUGAAACAAAGAGCAGCAACAACAGAUUCGUCCCUGAAACGUAUCUUAACCUGCAAGCAAACCCUGCAGCCAUGGCAAGAUCUAUGAACUUCAGAGAGAGCAUAUAACGUUAAAGGAGAAAAGAAACUUUGUAGAUACCUUUUUUUGUGUGAUGAAUUAACUUUUAAUAUCUAUCUUAUUUAUAUACCACAAUCCCCAUUUUGUAGAUUAUCCAAACAGAUGGAAAUGCUGAAGUGUAAUGUCUUUUUUGGUAAAUGUGGUUCGAAAAUAUUGUUUACUC
Molecule: messenger RNA, 1381 nt
Organism: Arabidopsis thaliana (thale cress)
Lineage: Eukaryota; Viridiplantae; Streptophyta; Magnoliopsida; Brassicales; Brassicaceae
Product: Dof-type zinc finger DNA-binding family protein
Exons: 2
Coding region: 90-1208 (372 amino acids)
Biological process (GO): regulation of DNA-templated transcription
Cellular component (GO): nucleus
Molecular function (GO): DNA-binding transcription factor activity; DNA binding
Source: RefSeq, marked reviewed